This is a messenger RNA of Rodentolepis nana, 1953 nucleotides long. The record is from the annotation of a GenBank genome assembly. NCBI's taxonomy places the organism in Eukaryota, Metazoa, Platyhelminthes, Cestoda, Cyclophyllidea, Hymenolepididae.
AUGCUCCGUCAUAUUAUUAACCAGAAAAGCGUCACUUCUAUCUUGAAAUCUGCUUCGGGAUGCUUCUCAUCCGCCCCAAAAGGUCAUGUUAUUGGUAUUGAUCUUGGGACCACCAACUCAUGCGUUGCGGUGAUGGAGGGUAAGACGCCCAAAAUUCUUGAAAAUGCUGAGGGUGCUCGUACAACUCCUUCAGUCGUUGCUUUCACUUCGGAAGGCGAACGUUUGGUUGGUGCACCAGCCAAGCGUCAAGCCGUCACGAAUUCCAAGAACACAUUGUAUGCCACUAAGCGUCUGAUCGGUCGCCGUUAUGAUGACCCUGAGGUACAAAAGGAGAAGAAGAAUGCUUCUUUCUCAAUUAUUAAGGCUGCAAAUGGCGAUGCCUGGGUUGAAGCCCAUGGCAAGGCUUACUCACCAAGCCAGGUCGGUGCAUUUGUGCUGAUGAAAAUGAAGGAAACAGCUGAAAACUACUUGGGAACUAAGGUCAAUAAUGCUGUCAUUACUGUCCCUGCGUAUUUCAAUGAUUCACAACGCCAAGCUACCAAAGAUGCUGGUCAAAUCGCUGGGCUAAACGUACUUCGUGUCAUCAAUGAACCUACAGCUGCUGCUCUUGCUUAUGGUUUAGAUCGUGUGGAAGACAAGACCAUUGCUGUUUACGAUUUGGGUGGUGGUACGUUCGAUAUCUCUCUUCUUGAAAUCCAGAAGGGGGUCUUCGAAGUUAAGUCUACAAAUGGUGACACUUUUUUGGGUGGCGAAGACUUCGAUCAAGUUCUGCUGAAUCACCUUGUUGAGGAAUUCAAAAAGGAGCAGGGAAUCGAUAUCACCAAAGACCCUAUGGCCCUCCAACGUGUUCGAGAAGCAGCUGAGAAAGCUAAGGUGGAACUUUCUUCUUCCAUUCAAACUGACAUUAAUCUUCCCUACCUCACCAUGGAUCAGAGUGGACCUAAGCACAUGAACAUGAAGCUCUCGCGUUCCAAGCUCGAAUCCCUUGUUGAUUCUCUCAUUAAGAGAACUAUUGGUCCAUGCGAGAAGGCUAUGAAGGAUGCUGGUGUUAAGGCCUCUGAUGUUGGGGACGUUAUUUUAGUCGGUGGUAUGUCUCGUAUGCCGAAGGUUCAGGAAACUGUUCGUAAGAUUUUCGGAAAGACCCCAAGCAAGAAUGUCAAUCCUGAUGAGGCUGUUGCUAUGGGAGCAGCUAUCCAGGGUGGUGUAUUAGCUGGUGAUGUCACGGAUGUGUUGCUUCUUGAUGUUACUCCUCUUUCUCUCGGUAUUGAAACCCUCGGUGGAGUGUUUACAAAGCUUAUUAACCGAAACACAACCAUCCCAACCAAGAAAUCGCAAGUGUUUUCCACGGCUGCCGAUGGUCAAACUCAGGUCGAGAUUAAAGUAUACCAAGGCGAACGUGAGAUGGCCAUGGAUAACAAACUUCUUGGUCGCUUCUCUCUUGUUGGUAUUCCACCUGCUCCUCGUGGUGUACCACAAAUUGAAGUCACUUUUGAUAUCGACGCCAACGGUAUUGUGAAUGUUUCUGCUAGAGAUAAGGGUACUGGUAAGGAACAGCAAAUUGUUAUUCAGUCCAGUGGUGGUUUGAGCAAGGAUGAGAUUGAGAAUAUGGUGAGAAAUGCAGAGCAGUAUGCAGCUGCUGAUAAAGAACGUCGUGAUAUGGUUGAGGCUAUUAAUCACGCCGAAGGAAUUGCCCAUGACACCGAGAGCAAGAUGGAAGAAUACAAGGAACAUCUUCCACAAGAAGAACGUGAGAAGCUCACAAAGCAGAUUGCUGAACUCCGCGAGACCUUGAACAACAAAGAUAAUUUGACCGCUGAGGGAUUAAAGAAGGCCACCGAUGAUUUGCAGCAAUCUUCUCUCAAGCUGUUUGAGAUUGCAUACAAGAAGAUGGCUGAAAGCCGUAACUCAGGUAGUAGUGGAAGCAAUGAGAACAAGGAAUCCAACCAACAAUAG